This is a messenger RNA of Trichomonas vaginalis G3, 255 nucleotides long. RefSeq lists its product as uncharacterized. The transcript has a single exon. NCBI's taxonomy places the organism in Eukaryota, Parabasalia, Trichomonadida, Trichomonadidae. The annotation marks the transcript as partial. The record is from RefSeq and is a predicted model, not a curated record.
AUGAGAAGCAAAUCCAUCUUAGCUGGUGCCGUUAAUGUUCCAAUUGAACCAACAUCAAAUGUUGACUCACGAACGACAAACAAUAUUGUCAUAAAGAACUAUAGUUCAGAGUGUUUGAAAGAACCAGAACCAGAGCUGAAAUCCGUGAAUUUAAACUCAGCUUCAAACGCUAACGCUACAUCAGAUGUUAAGUUAGAGUAUCCACCACUGGACCAAAUUCUUUCAAGAGAAGCCAACGACAAUCCUUACACAAAU